This is a messenger RNA of Vitis riparia (riverbank grape), 1775 nucleotides long. RefSeq names its product disease resistance protein RPS4B-like. The transcript is spliced from 3 exons. The coding region runs from base 158 to 1432 and encodes 424 amino acids. Gene Ontology annotation, molecular function: protein binding. NCBI's taxonomy places the organism in Eukaryota, Viridiplantae, Streptophyta, Magnoliopsida, Vitales, Vitaceae. The record is from RefSeq and is a predicted model, not a curated record.
UGGAGAUUUGAAGAAUCUUAUUUUCUUAAAUUUGAAAAACUGCAAAACACUUAAGAGUCUUCCAAGUAGCACAAGUCAUUUGAAAUCGCUUGAAAUAUUUAUUCUUUCGGGUUGCUCGAAAUUUGAAGAAUUUCCUAAGAACUUUAGGAGCUUAGAAAUGUUGAAGGAACUUUAUGUAGAUGAAAUUGCUAUAAGAGUACCUCCCUCCUCUUUUUCUUUCUUAAGAAACCUUCAAAUAUUAUCCUUUAAGGGAUGUAAAGGACCAUCAUCUACCCUAUGGUUGUUGCCAAGAAGAAGUUCAAAUUCCAUUGGUUCCAUAUUGCAACCUUUGUCAGGUUUACGCUCUUUAAUAAGACUAAACCUAAGUAACUGCAAUUUAUCGGAUGAACCAAACCUUAGCAGUCUUGGCUUCUUAUCAUCGUUGGAAGAGUCAUAUUUAGGUGGGAACGACUUUGUUACUUUGCCUUCAACCAUCGGUCAACUUUCUAAGCUGAAGUCGUUGGGGUUGGAAAAUUGUAAAAGACUACAAGUACUUCCAGAGCUUCCAUCAAGCAUAUAUUAUAUAUGUGCAGAAAAUUGCACAUCAUUGAAAGAUGUCUCAUAUCAAGCAUUUAAGUCACUACUUCCAACUGGCCAGCAGCAAAAGCGCAAGUUCAUGGUUCGCGUUGUGAAACCGGAUACAGCCUUGGCGGUUUUGGAAGCAUCUAAUCCUGGGAUUAGAAUACCACAUAGGGCAAGUUGUCAGAGGAUCGAUCCCGUUGUGAAACUGGGUAUAGCCAUAGUGGCUUUAAAAGCAUUUAUUCCUGGGAGUAGAAUACCAGAUUGGAUAAGGUAUCAGAGCUCAGGGAGUGAAGUAAAAGCAGAGCUACCUCCAAAUUGGUUUAAUUCCAACUUCCUGGGUUUUGCUUUUAGUUUUGUCACUUGCGGCCAUUUCUCUUGCCUCUUCACGUUGAAAGCGGAUGUCUUGUUUGAUUGGACAUCCAGGGACGAUUCUUCCUCCGUUGAUAUCAUUAUUCUCGAAAUGAUUUCCUUUAAGAGAAGGUUGGAGUCGGAUCACGUGUGCCUGUGUUAUGUACCACUUCCCCAGUUGAGGAAUUUCUCUCAAGUGACUCACAUCAAGGUAUCAUUUAUGGCAGUCUCCAGGGAGGGUGAGAUUGAAAUUAAGAGGUGUGGGGUUGGUAUAGUGUACAGUAAUGAAGAUGGGAAUCACAACAAUCCCCCAAUGAUCCGAUUCAACUCUAUCUCCUCUCCUCCUCCUCCUCCUCGUAGUAAGUCAACCGUUGUCCUUGAAGAAAUCCAUGAGGAGGAACCUAGUGGAAAUGGGUGCUCUAAUGUUGAUGGCUCAGAAGAAGUGAGGAGGAGGAACCUAGAACUGCUACUGUCUGUUCUGAGGAUCGCUCUGAAUCAGAUAUUCGGCCACAGAAAUGCUUGAAAUGCAGGCAUUAAUGAGGACAUCCCGUGAUCAGGAGAAACAGACCAGAUAAAUGCUUAAUAUGCACCCAAACCUUCCAUAACAUCUCUUGCAUAAUUGCCUACUUGUUCAUGCCUCUCUAUUGCUCGGUUUGAAGUGAUGGGCAGCAACAAACAGCCACUGGUGCAAGAAGCUAACUGACGUCGCAUGCAAGAGCCUCAAGCAGUUGCAAACUUGUUGAAAGAGAGCUUCAGUCUGUCAGAUGGUUAGGUAGUUCAAGAGAUUCCAAUUCUGUUAGAAUACUUAAAUAUAAAUAUCUGAAACUUGUAUCACCUCCAUCUUCUUCUCGUCUGCAUCUUUUUCG